Messenger RNA from Propithecus coquereli (Coquerel's sifaka), 1320 nucleotides. RefSeq names its product chordin-like 2 (gene CHRDL2). NCBI's taxonomy places the organism in Eukaryota, Metazoa, Chordata, Mammalia, Primates, Indriidae. The coding region runs from base 1 to 1320 and encodes 439 amino acids. The transcript is spliced from 12 exons. The record is from RefSeq and is a predicted model, not a curated record. Gene Ontology annotation, molecular function: protein binding.
AUGGUUCCCGAGGUGAGGGUCCUCGCCUCCUUGCUGGGACUCGCGCUGCUCUGGUUCCCUUUGGACUCCCACGCUCGAGCCCGCCCAGACAUGUUCUGCCUUUUCCACGGGAAGAGAUAUUCCCCUGGUGAGAGCUGGCACCCCUACCUGGAGCCACAGGGCCUGAUGUACUGCCUGCGCUGCACCUGUGCUGAGAACGCCCAUGUGAGUUGUUACCGCCUCCACUGCCCACCUGUCCACUGCUCCCAGCCUGUGACGGAGCCACAGCAGUGCUGUCCCAGGUGUGUGGAACCUCACACGCCCUCUGGGCUCCGGGCCCCCCCCAAGUCCUGCCAGCACAACGGGACCACAUACCAACAUGGAGAGAUCUUCAGUGCCCAUGAGCUGUUCCCCUCCCGCCUGCCCAACCAGUGUGUCCUCUGCAGCUGCACCGAGGGCCAGAUCUACUGUGGCCUCACAACCUGCCCUGAACCAGGCUGCCCCGCACCCCUCCCGCUGCCUGACUCCUGCUGCCAGGCCUGCAAAGAGGGAGCAAGUGAGAAAUCAGCAGAAGAGGACACGACGCAGUCACACCGUGGGGCGAGACAGCCUCAGGAUCCGUGUUCGGGUGACGGCGGGAGAAAGAGAGGCCCAGGCACCCCAGCCCCCACCGCCCCCAGCGCCCCUCUGGGCUUCAUCCCUCGCCACUUCCGACCAAAGGGGGCAGGCAGCACGACUGUCAAGAUUGUCCUGAAGGAAAAACAUAAGAAAGCCUGCGUGCAUGGCGGGAAGACGUACUCCCACGGGGAGGUGUGGCACCCAGCCUUUCGCUCCUUCGGCCCCCUGCCCUGCAUCCUGUGCACCUGUCAGGAUGGCCGCCAGGACUGCCAGCGUGUGAACUGCCCCACCGAGUACCCCUGCCGUCACCCUGAGAAAGUGGCUGGGAAGUGCUGCAAGAUUUGCCCAGAGGACAAGGCAGACCCUGGCCACAGUGAGAUCAGCUCCACCAGGUGUCCCAAGGCACCGGGCCGAGUCCUCAUCCACGCGUCAGUGUCCCCCAGCCCAGACAACCUGCAUCGCUUUGCCCUUGAGCAUGAGGCCUCUGACCAGGUGGAGAUCUACCUCUGGAAGCUGGUAAAAGAUGAGGAAACUGAGGCUCAGAGAGGUGAAGUACCUGGCCCAAGGCCACACAGCCAGAAUCUUCCACUUGAUUCAGAUCAAGAAAGUCAGGAAGCAAGACUUCCAGAGAGAGGCACAGAACUUCCGGCUGCUCUCUGGCACCCACGAAGGUCACUGGAACGUCUUCCUAGCCCAGAGCCCGGAGCUGAAGGUCACGGCUAG